AUGCGGCUCAAGAAUAUAUUUCGCCGCAACUACACUGAGUCAAACUGGAGGAAACCUCUCCCUUUAAUAGAAAGCCCAAUCGCCUCCGAGGAUGAAAUCCUAGAGAAAAACAGCCAUGGCUCCCAUGAUGGCACUCACCCUGAUGCACCGCAUCCGGGGGAGGCGGACAAUUUGAGUACUCACGAGGGUCCUGUUCUCAAGAAGAACCACGAAGCAACAACGAUGGAGCUAUUCUACGAUCUCUUCUUUGUCGCUACGCUCGCCAUUUUCCAUGCUACCCACGAAAUCAACACUUCUGACACAUUCAUAACCAUCCUGUGGUUUUGCUGGUUACAAGCGGCCUUGUUCGACAUUAGGUUCUACACCGACUCUAUCGUUUCCCGGAUCUUCAAGGCUCUUCACCUAGGCAUCAUGACUGGACUUGCGGUGUUGUCAGUCAACUUCAGCGUCACUAAUAUCCUCGAGCACCGCGGACGGUUCGCUAGCAUGUGUUACCUUCUCAUGGUGUCUAGAUUUAUUCUCGUCGCUCAAUAUACGACCGUUGCUUGGUACCUGAGAGGCCAUAAACAGACAUUUACUGCUAAAGUUUUGGUUAUUGCUACCCUCUUCAUCUCAGCAACAGUGUUCCUCGGCUUAGGAGUGAGCGCACACUCCAUCCAGUCACCAAGAGUACACAUCGCCUGGUAUGUUGUCAUAGCCUGUGAGGCUGUGUUCAUGAUUGCCAUAUCUAGCUUCUGGAAAGUCUUGUCCUUCAGGGGAACUCCAAUCGUCGAGAGAUUUGGGUGCCUUACAUUGAUUGUUCUUGGGGAGGGCAUUGUUGGAAUGACCAAAGCUAUCAAAAGCAUUGCGCUCGGCACUUCGACUAUAUCAGGCACAUCUGUUUCCCUGGUUAUCUGCCAUGUUCUUAUCAUAUACUUCGUUUAUAUGCUGUACUUUGAUCAAAUUGACGUGAAGCGCUUUGGAACCAUCCGUCAGCAGAUCUGGGCACUCUUUCAUUACCCGCUCCAUGUCGCGAUCCUCGUUACUAGUGAAGGAAGUCGUUCGUUCGUGCUAUACGAUGUGGCUAAGAGGAUCUAUGAAAAUGCUCUCGUUGGACUCAUGAGCAAUGUGAAUCGAGUCCAGACUGCUGCAGACUUGGUUCAAGGGCUCCAGGAGAUUAUUGUCGAUAUCUCCAGCAAGUUAAAAUCGACUGAUGGAAAACCUGAUUUCACCCCUAUAUACAAGAAGUUGUUGUCCUUCAAGGAGUUUUCUAUAGCCUCGGAAGAGGUUCGUGAGCUCCUGGAAGAGUUUCUGGCAGAAUCUCUUGUCUGGAUUAUGCACACUUUUGGCAUUGAAGUUAAGGAAGAAACUGGAGAGAAAACACCAAAGGUAGGAAAGGAAGAGGGCAAGGCAGCUAUCCAGGAACUCGUCCAGAUUUCUAGCGCUGCCACCAUCGUCUUCCGCUUCUUUUUUACUGCCGCCGGACUCACGCUUGUUCUCCUGGCCAUUCUACACUGGUUCUCGAAGUCCCAUAAAAGCCGUGCCGAGAUGCUGAGCAUUAUUGUCACUACCACUAUUGGCGUGUUUCUAUCCUUGUUGGCUGUAAUGUCCAACUUUGAUAGUGCCGUGAAAGAGUCAGCUCUUGGGAAUUACAUUGAUAGUGCUUGGGUUACUCCAACCGUUGCUCUCACGUAUAUUGGAGGUAUUGUCUGA
This is a messenger RNA of Trichophyton benhamiae CBS 112371, 1692 nucleotides long. RefSeq lists its product as uncharacterized. Lineage: Eukaryota; Fungi; Ascomycota; Eurotiomycetes; Onygenales; Arthrodermataceae. Bases 1 to 1692 code for a protein of 563 amino acids. The transcript is spliced from 3 exons. The record is from RefSeq and is a predicted model, not a curated record.